AUGAAUGCAACAAGAAUAGCUGUGGUUAAGUCUAAACUUCCACCAUGCUGCGUGAGGGUUUUGCCGCAAGAUACUUCAAUAAUAGUACUAGGAACAUACAAACUGGAGCAAAAUGGCUCACGACAUGGAAGCAUUGAGGUGUACAAACAGGAGGAUUCAAUCAACUACCUGCUAAAUUAUCCUACUGAAUCUGCUAUUUUAGAUCUCAAGAUCAACCCAUUCAAUGCAAACAUUUUAAUAAGUGCUCAUUCAACAGGAGAGAUCAUUAUAUGGAAAAUAGAUUCGGAAGACAAAACGAAAUUGACAAAAAUUCAAGUGUUCGAUCAAGAUCCUGAGUGUCUUGCAACAUCGAUAGUCUUUUCACCGGUAAUUGAAAACAUAGUGUCUGUAACAGGCACAGAUGGGUCAGUUAAGCUUGUGGACCUUGAACGAGGUGACAUAACCAAUUUUUCAACGAAGCACGAUUUUGAGUGCUGGAUCACAAACUUUGGAAGCCAGAAUGCGUUAGAGAACGUUAUUUUUAGUGGUGGUGACGACGCCCAAUUGAUUGCUCACGAUUUAAGGGAGCCGAACACAAGUAUAUUUGCGUCCCGAAAGCUUCAUGACGCAGGAGUCGUCAGUAUUUUACCUUCUACUAUCUGCUUGCACCAGUCACACACAAGCGAAUGGAAGACGAAUAACCCUUAUGAAUUGUGGACGGGAUCAUAUGACGACCAUAUAAAAUCCAUUGAUUUGAGAGUUUUACCUCCAAAUAAACUUAUUGCUGGAUAUCCUCCCCGAGUAAUUGAUGAGCUCAACUUAGGGGGUGGAGUCUGGAGAUUAACGCCCUCUCCAUUACCGAAUGACGAUAGAGUUUUGGUCAAUUGCAUGUAUGAUGGGGCACGAAUAGUAAAUAAGGACGAUGCUAAAGAAUUUGAAGUGCUCAAGACAUUUACUGGAGAUCACGAAAGCAUAUGCUAUGGUGGAGACUGGAUUGAACCCUCUCAGGUAAUCACCACUAGCUUUUACGACGGAAUAGUGCAAUCAUGGGUACCAUAG
Komagataella phaffii GS115 is the source of this 1038-nucleotide messenger RNA. RefSeq lists its product as uncharacterized. NCBI's taxonomy places the organism in Eukaryota, Fungi, Ascomycota, Pichiomycetes, Pichiales, Pichiaceae. Gene Ontology annotation, molecular function: protein binding. The record is from RefSeq and is a predicted model, not a curated record. The coding region runs from base 1 to 1038 and encodes 345 amino acids. The transcript is spliced from 2 exons.